Molecule: messenger RNA, 1604 nt
Organism: Hippopotamus amphibius kiboko
Lineage: Eukaryota; Metazoa; Chordata; Mammalia; Artiodactyla; Hippopotamidae
Gene: ASPA
Product: aspartoacylase
Exons: 7
Coding region: 84-1025 (313 amino acids)
Molecular function (GO): hydrolase activity, acting on ester bonds; hydrolase activity, acting on carbon-nitrogen (but not peptide) bonds, in linear amides
Source: RefSeq, a predicted model, not a curated record
CUCCUUUUUUUCUAAUAAAGCUUUCCGCAGAAGACAAACUCUGUACACAAUAAACAAGAAAUCAGAUAAACCUACCUGAUAAAAUGACUUCUUGUCAUGUUGCUGAAGAUCCUAUAAAAAAGGUUGCUAUCUUUGGAGGAACUCAUGGAAAUGAACUCACAGGAGUAUUCCUGGUUAAGCACUGGAUGGAGAAUGGCACCGAGAUUCAGAGAACAGGGCUGGAGGUAAAACCAUUUAUUACCAACCCAAGAGCAGUGAAGAAGUGCACCAGAUAUAUUGACUGUGAUCUGAAUCGAGUUUUUGACCCGGAAAAUCUUGGCAAAAAAGUGUCAGAGGAUUUGCCAUAUGAAGUGAGAAGGGCUCAAGAAAUAAAUCAUUUAUUUGGUCCAAAAGAUAGUGAAGAUUCCUAUGACAUUAUUUUUGACCUUCACAACACUACUUCUAAUAUGGGGUGCACUCUUAUUCUUGAAGAUUCCAGGAAUGACUUUUUAAUUCAGAUGUUUCAUUAUAUUAAGACUUCUUUGGCUCCAUUACCCUGCUAUGUUUACCUCAUUGAGCAUCCGUCCCUCAAGUAUGCAACCACUCGUUCUAUAGCCAAGUAUCCUGUUGGUAUAGAAGUUGGUCCCCAGCCUCAAGGGGUUCUGAGGGCUGAUAUUCUGGAUCAAAUGAGAAAAAUGAUUAAACAUUCUCUUGAUUUUAUACAUAAUUACAAUGAAGGAAAAGAAUUUCCUCCCUGUGCUAUUGAAGCCUAUAAAAUAAUGGAGAAAGUUGAUUAUCCCAGAAAUGAAAGUGGAGAAAUUGCUGCUAUUAUCCACCCUAAACUGCAGGAUCAAGACUGGAAACCAUUGCACCCUGGGGAUCCUGUGUUUUUAACUCUUGACGGAAAGACUAUUCCAUUGGGCGGAGACGAUACCGUGUAUCCGGUGUUUGUAAAUGAGGCCGCAUAUUAUGAAAAGAAAGAAGCUUUCGCAAAGACGACUAAACUAACACUCAAUGCAAAAAGUAUUCGCUCUUCUUUACAUUAGAAGUCACUUCCAGCUCACUUGUUAUAGAGCACCUUGAAAAAUUCUACCAGUUUGUAAGCUCCUGAGGAGCAGGACUGUGCCUUAUUCAACUUCAUUUCCACAGCACCUAGCCCAGUGCCUUGCACACAAUGGACAGUCAGGUAAAUUUCUUGAAUGACUGAAUGAAUGAAUGAAUGAAUGAAUAUAUUAAUGAGUAUCUUUUAAAGAUACCAUCCUCUAUGUGUGUAGCUUAUUCAAAGAAGUGCAUUGCUUAUUUCUGUAUAGCUUUUUAUAGCUUAUACUUUGAUAGUUUAACAUACUUAGUAAACAGCCUUUGAAUUCAGAUUUUAACAUUGAAAUAGGUACUAUAUACAAAAAAAUUUUUACCUUGAGCAUAGAAUUAAAUGUUAUAUGUUUUCAAGCAAUGUAAAAGUGCUACUAAAAACUAAUGGUGCAGGUUUGCUAUUUUAAAUUUUUUCACACUUGAAUUAAUGAUGAAGUAUUAAGGAUCCAGUCUAUCAACUUUAGCAGUAGUUGUGAUAGCCAUAGAUUUUUAAAUGCUCUUUUGAAGAUGAAAUGUGAACAAGAUAUGAGGGCUGA